Messenger RNA from Sphaerodactylus townsendi, 1481 nucleotides. It is a transcript of the gene RCHY1, whose product is annotated as ring finger and CHY zinc finger domain containing 1. Bases 537 to 1172 code for a protein of 211 amino acids. Gene Ontology annotation, biological process: protein ubiquitination; ubiquitin-dependent protein catabolic process. NCBI's taxonomy places the organism in Eukaryota, Metazoa, Chordata, Lepidosauria, Squamata, Sphaerodactylidae. The record is from RefSeq and is a predicted model, not a curated record. Gene Ontology annotation, cellular component: nucleus. The transcript is spliced from 9 exons. Gene Ontology annotation, molecular function: zinc ion binding; ubiquitin protein ligase activity.
GGGGGACGGGGGAGGCAAAGGGAACGGGAGGGGAGAGGCCGGGCCGCUCGGUGGCCCCCGGCUCUGGGAAGAGGGGUCGCCCUGCCCUGACCCCCCCCCCGCACCCCUCCCCCCCACCUACCUCUUUAUAGUUUAUAUUCUUUUGUUUGGUUGGAUCUAAUACUCCGCCUUCCUCUGACCCCCCCCCCCCCCGCGCGCCUCAUUUUAUUUUAUAUUACAUUAUUUGGGUGGAUUUAAUCCUCCCCCCCCCCCCGCGCCUCAUUUUAUUUUAUAUUACAUUAUUUGGUUUGAUUGGAUUGAAUACCCUGCCCUGGAUUUCAUACUCCCAGCCGCCUCUUUUUUUUUAAUUGUAUAUUAUUUUGUUUGGCUGGAUAUAACGCCCUGCCCUCCCCAGGCUAAGCCGGGCUCAGUUCAGCUCACAGCACCAUUCACAAAACAUCCGCAAUAACUGCAAUUUACAAAAUGACAUAUGGGCUCCUUGUUGCAGCCGCUUCUACACCUGCCGCCUCUGCCACGAUGGCAGCGAGGACCACAUCAUGGACCGCUUCCAAGUUCGAGAAGUGCGCUGUGCGAAAUGUGGGAAAGACCAGCAGGCUCAGCAGAGCUGUGAAGACUGCCAGAAUGUUUUUGGAGAAUAUUACUGCAGUAUCUGCCAUCUGUUUGACGCCGACAAGAAACAGUACCAUUGUGAGAAGUGUGGGAUUUGUAGGAUUGGUCCCAAAGAAGAAUUCUUCCACUGUUCCAAGUGUAACUUGUGUUUCGCUAUGGCUCUCCAAGGAAAUCAUAAGUGCAUUGAAAAUGUCUCAAGGCAAGACUGCCCCAUAUGUUUGGAGGACAUUCAUACAUCACGUGUGGCAGCUCAUGUCUUGCCCUGUGGACAUCUCCUUCAUCGAACUUGCUUUGAAGACAUGCUGAAAGAAGGUUAUAGGUGUCCUUUGUGUAUGCAUUCAGCAUUAGAUAUGACCAGACACUGGCAACAGCUGGACACUGAAGUAGCACAGACGCCUAUACCCUUGGAGUAUCAGCACAUGAUGGUUGAGAUCCUUUGCAACGACUGCACCACUCGAUCCACAGUGCAAUUCCAUAUUCUGGGCAUGAAGUGCAAAAACUGUAACUCGUAUAACACAGCGCAGGACGGCAGCAGUCACGUCUCCUGGCCCAGCAGGGAGUGAGCGUGGCUGCACGGGGCACCAUCAUCUCCUGCUUCACAUGCAGGGCGCGUUCUCUGGUCUGAAGAGUUGUUUCCCCCUCAGUUAAAGCAUGUACUUGUGUGGGUGACCAAACUUUCCAUCCUGACAUCUCACUGGAAGCGUUUCCUGAUUUUAAGAAUGGAUACUUUGGGGCUGUACGCAUGGACCAACUCGGAAAGAGCCAUCGUUCUUAAGGUUUCUCCUCAUGUGGAAGAAUCGUACACUGUUAACAAUACAUUGGCAUGUUUCUGGCAAUUGAGAUGGAUGAAAUAAAGUAACCCCAGAUUACUA